Molecule: messenger RNA, 2550 nt
Organism: Phytophthora megakarya
Lineage: Eukaryota; Oomycota; Peronosporomycetes; Peronosporales; Peronosporaceae
Source: the annotation of a GenBank genome assembly
AUGCGUUGUUCUAUCGGUUACGGUACUGGAGUAUAUCAGUUAGCUUGCCUAAGAGCGAAUUCGGGAAGCGUUCCAUACCAUAUCUCUCUCAUGAGAUUGGUGCUGAAUGAAUACGAAUUACCCUUUCCAUCUACCCUGAAAGGAGUCCAGUCAUUUCUAGGCAGCCUGAAUUACUACCACAAAUUCAUUGAGGAUUACGCCGUGGUAACCGCUUCACUCUAUGAGUUGACCGAUGAUCAAGUGCGCGCAGGACGGGACUUGUCUCGGACGAGGGAAUCUUUCGAGAUCCUGAAGAGGAAGAUUGUGUCUACACCUCUACUCAAACACCCGGAUCGAACGAAACCUUUUGUGAUCAUCCCUCAUGCGAACCAGUGGGCAGCUUGUGCAGUUCUAGGACAGAUGCACGAUGGACUUGUUCAACCUGUUCGAUUCACGGGGCGCGUCCUGAGUGACGUCGAGCUCAAGUAUCAUAUUGCUGAGAAGGAAGUCCUUGCUGUAAUGCGGGUUCUCCAUGUUUUCAAGACCCUGAUCGAAGGAUGUCCGCUGAUAAUCUACACUCGACACUCAGUGUUGAAGUGGGUCAUCAAUUCCAAGACCGCCGAGGGCCGUCUGGUGCCAUGGGGUGUCGCGCUCUCACAGUACGACUUGGAAAUUCGAAAGGUCUGUCGAGAUGAGGAUGGCCUAGCCGCCAUUAUGGGCGCAGGUAUCACUCCCAGGGAGCACUUGGAUGAAGUCGCCGAAGUACUCAUUCCAGCCAAGGGGCGCGUCAAACCGCCUCCAGUCGUGAGUAUCGAAAUGCUCUCAGCAGCGUACUCCGGACUACCUGAAUGGAAAAUUUUGGAUGCUCGAGGCUACAUCCUGGAUGGAGUCACCGUCAAUGACGCGGAGUACUUCGGGUUGCUUAAAGGGUUGACAACGGCAGCGUACUCCGGAUUACCUGAAUGGAAGGUCUUGGAUGCCCGAGGAUACAUCCUGGAUGGAGUCACCGUCAACGACGCGGAAUACUUCGGGUUGCUUAAAGGACUCGCGAUGGCUUUGGAAAGAGGAAUUCGGGACAUACUCGUUGUGGGUGACUCGAGAAUUGUGAUUCAACAAGUCCAAGGUCGGAUUAAUUGUAAUCAGCCUAAUCUCCAAAGGAGGCUAGCUGAAUGCGAAACCCUGAAGGAACGUUUCCAGACGGUCCGACUGGUGCACAUGAAACGCGAAUUCAACCAGGCCGCAGAUUACAUGACAUCGAAGACUCUUGUCCAAGGUGAAUCCUGGACUGUUCAGGGUGAUCUCGAGAAACGACACCUGGAAGUAGUGUCUAAGAUUCGCGACCAGUUGGUGAAGCCGUCAGAAAGCACCGACACUCGGGGUCACAGUGGAGAUCCAAUACCCUCGUACAAGACCCUGGUGAAGAAGAUGGCAAUUCAGAAACGAGACAUAGUCCUGGCCCUGAAUGUGCCCCUCUACCUUCUGCCGCCCGAGUCAUGGCUGUACUCACAAGAUCGCGAGCUGAAGAAGCUGAUGACGAUAAAACGGAUCAAGGUGCAUCAAGAGAGUGAUGAGUAUCUAGCAGAGAUAAGGGCGUUCCUGAAUGACGAUCUGGACAGGUUCUCAUCCACGCGCUUGAAGAAGAUCAGUAGAGUCGCAGAUCUGUUCGUUCUGGAUGACCGAGGAGUGUUGUACAGACUUUCACACUCUUCCCGAGUUUACUCCGGGAAGACAUGUUGCAUCACACAUGAAGAUUUCCAAGGUGGACACCAAGGGAUUACUCGGACGCAUGAGAAGUUGCGUACCGAAUUCUACUGGCCCGGCAUGUAUGCGGACGUCCAACAUUUUGUGAAAGAAUGCGUGGACUGUGCCAUGGGAAAAGGAGCUCCCCCGAAUGCUGGACCUUCGCCAGGAAACAUCGAACCACGGUGUCCUUUCGAGGCAGUUUCUAUGGAUUUCGUGACUCACAUGCCCGAGUCAGCCAGAGGGAAUACUUUCCUCUUGUUGUUUCAGGACAUGUUUUCAGGUUACGUGAUGUGCAAACCCAUGUCAUCUACUACCGCGCAAGAUGUCGCUGAAGCUUAUGAAGAGCAAGUGUUCCAGAGAUUCGGGCCGUCUUCUAUGAUACGACACGAUCAGGAUCCGCGGAUCAUGAGUGAAGUGUUCACAAGGUCCCGAGAACUCUUAGGUAGCCGACAACGUGCUACACUCGGGUACCGUCCACAGGCGAAUGGACAGCAGGAGAGAUCCGUACAAACAGUCAUUCGGAGUGUUCGGGCAUACGUCGCCGAGAUGGAUCAAUCCGACUGGGAUGAUCACGCUGAGCGACUGAUGUUCGCCCUGAAUGUCUCGUUCGACGCGACUAGACUGGAUACUCCUUUCUGUUUGGUUCAUGGUUGGGAUGCCCGAAGUACGGUUUCGGCAAUGUUGGGGCCAAAACCUUCGAGCGUUCCUGAGCGUAGCGCCUAUGAGUGGCGACGGAAGCUACAGCGUGAAUAUAGUUACGCGCAUGCCUGCGCUGAUGAUCUCCAGAAGACGGCUAAGAAGAUGCGCUCAGACGAACAAGGGUGGUGA